Messenger RNA from Corythoichthys intestinalis (scribbled pipefish), 6087 nucleotides. It is a transcript of the gene arhgap30, whose product is annotated as rho GTPase-activating protein 30. The record is from RefSeq and is a predicted model, not a curated record. Gene Ontology annotation, molecular function: GTPase activator activity. The coding region runs from base 167 to 4711 and encodes 1514 amino acids. Gene Ontology annotation, biological process: small GTPase-mediated signal transduction. The transcript has 14 exons. NCBI's taxonomy places the organism in Eukaryota, Metazoa, Chordata, Actinopteri, Syngnathiformes, Syngnathidae.
CUUGUAUUUGCUGAUGCAGAGUCAAGAUCGAAGUGGAUUAAAAAAAAACACAAAAAAAACCACAAUGCCUCUGCACUGAGAAGGAGGCCUCAAUUCACUAGAUUCCAGUCGCAUCUGGUCCAAAACAGAUCUGGACCGGCGGUCUUAACGGAACGUCUGAGAAGCCAUGAGAAGAGUCUGGAGAAAAGGGGCCAGCAAAGACAAGGUGUUUGGUUGUGACCUUCUUGAGCACUUGAACACCUCUGGCCAGGACGUCCCUCAGGUGUUGCGGUGCUGCAGCCAGUUCAUUGAGGAGCAUGGCAUCGUGGACGGCAUCUACAGGUUGUCCGGUGUUUCAUCCAACAUCCAAAAACUCAGGAGCGAGUUCGAAAGCUACGGGACCCCCGAUCUCAGCAAGGAGGUGUACCUGCAGGACAUCCACUGUGUCAGCUCACUGUGCAAAGCGUACUUCCGGGAGCUGCCCAACCCUCUCCUCACAUACCAACUUUACGACAAGUUUGCUGAGGCUGUGGCUGUCCAGCUGGAGGAGGAGCGGCUGGUGAAAAUCCGAGAUGUCCUGCAGGAACUUCCCAAACCUCAUUACAGAACUCUGGAGUUUCUGAUGUCCCACCUCGUCAAAAUGGCGUCAUACUCGUCCGAGACCAACAUGCAUGCUAGAAACUUGGCCAUCGUCUGGGCACCCAAUCUGCUCCGGUCAAAGGACAUUGAGGUGUCCGGUUUCAAUGGUACUGCAGCCUUCAUGGAGGUCAGGGUGCAAUCCAUUGUAGUGGAGUUCAUCCUUACACACGUCCCUCAACUGUUUCCUGAGCCAGGUGUGGCACAUGUCAGGAGAAAAUCUCUUCCUUCUCCAACGGCUAUCUUCGGCCAGGAGGAAUCACUGUUCAAGGCUCAGCCUCCCGCCAACUUUGGACAUAUCAGUCCAGGGGAUGGUCCCCUUCCAAUGAGACCAUAUCAUGCUAUUAUAGAAGGCACGGACAAAAGGAAAGGCUCCUUCAAAGGAAGGAAGUGGAUGUCCAUCUUCAACAUCGGCAGUCGCUUCCAAGACCCCAAAAGACGGCAUAAACACUCGGCCAAAGAGAAGGAAAGACCAGUGUUGCGACCAGCCCGAAGCAUGGACUCCCUCAGCAUUCCGUCAUAUAGCAAUGAAGAGCCCAUACGUCCUCUACAAACAUCUCGAUCCACCAAAAUCUCCGGCUUGGAAGUUUCAGCCACACCUAGUCCAUUAAGCAGAAGUGAAUAUGCCGUGACCUACCGCAGGGGGACAGGACUUGUAAGCGGGGGCACUCAGGGCACGUACACGGCUCUUGAAGGUGAUAAGGAGGGAGGAGAUAAUGUGGGGACGAAGGACAUUGGAAGACUGGAGUUGAAAGUUGAAGAAGUAAGGAAAGCAAAGAAAGAGAACCAAGUGGUGUCAAUCAAGAAGGAAAUUGUUCUUGAUGAAGAUGCAAAUACAUUAGUUGACAAGGAAGAAGAGGAAAAGAAUGAGGUACCAGUUAAGGAAGACUGUAGAUCAGAGCCAGCAGCAGAAGAAACACAUGCAGAAAGCCUGAAUUACCAUGUUGAUGAUGAUGUUUAUCAACAAGAUCCCUACGAAGAUAUGCAAGGAGCUGCAGAAGCCAAAAGCGAGGACAAUGUUUUUGCCUCUUCUGAUAUAAACUCCACGGAUGUGCAACAGCAGGAUGACCAGGAGCUUUCAGGCUACAUUCAAGACAGCUUUGAAUUCCUAGAUCACAUGGACUGUAGCAUUUCCUGUCAGAUCCCUGUCCACUUCUUGCCGGAUUCUUCUUCUCAAAUGAACGAGUUCUCUGUUGAACCUCCCGGUUAUUCCGACGACGAGUACGAACUCAUGGAGCAACCAUUGCCUUACACCGAGGGGCCCAACACGAGCCUGAGCACCAGCCCCAGCACAAACGAUCAAAACAAGCUCAAGUCCCACCGGCCGCCCAGUGUUGAUGCGAAUGAACGGCAUGGAAAAUCCCUAAGCUUGCCUUACAUGACCUCACCUGUUUGUGAACCAGGGGAGUGUUGCACUGAUGACGGAGAUAACACGGAAGAUGACGAUGCUGUCCACUACUAUAGCAGUGAUGAAGAAAGCAGCUUGCUUGCUACAAGCCUUCCUGCGGACUUCUUUCUAAGCAGCCCAAGUGAUCUUGAGCCGGACAAUGUUCCAGCUAGUACUGCUGAAAACGUUUCCGUGGACGAGUCAUCUGAAGAAAUGGAAUUUAACCCUGAAUGCUGUACGGCCAAACAACAAAAUAAUAGCGAUAAGAGCCAGGAUGACGCAGACGUAGGCGAAAACACAAUACCACAAAACGAAGAAAGACUUAAGGACCAAGAGGACAAGAGUCUAAGGAAUGAAGAUCUCAUAAUGAAGGAAGCUGGGCCUGAACCUUUCUCCUUAGAAAUGCCAUCAAACCAAUGUCUAGACUUAGCAAUGCAAGAGCACACAGAUGAAUCAAGUGUUGACACCACUGAUGAUGUAGCAGUUAGUAACGUAAGACAGGAAGAAGAGGUCCUUCACUACUCUGUUUCUGGUUGUGCUCAGAAAGAAACAUCCGAAGCAGAGGAGCUCCUAGAUGUUUCUGAAGAGGUGACAGCAUCUGUUAAACAGGACACGGAUGAGGGAGAAGAUGGCAAAAACACAGAGGAUAUGAAUCCUGAAACUAUAGGAAAUUUGCCUAAAAAUCUCUCAAAAGAAGAGAACAAGGAACUGAGAUCAGGAAAGACGCAGGAGGAAGACUUCAUGAUAGUCUGGAAGGAGCUUGAGGAGGUCGUUUGUGAACUGAUUGAGGAAGAAGAAAGAAAGACAGUGGAGGGUGAAUACAGCGAAGAGACCAACAAGAUAGAGACAAUUCCAGGACAGAAGACUGAGGUGAAGGAGAUGAACUCUACAGAGAGAUUUGACCAAGUAGCUGAGGUUGUAAAAAUGUUGGUGCCCGAAGCACCAACUUGUGUGGAAGUGGAAGUGACCCCAAGUCUUGAAGAUACACCUCUGAAAAAGGUCAGGUCUGACGAAUCAGAGUCUAGAGAAGGUGUGAGUCUUGACGAGAAAGGUCCAGAGAGAUGUGAACAAGAAGGUACUGUUCGGGAAAAGCUUGUGCCUGAAGAAGACAAACCCUUUCGCAAGGAAAUGUCCGUGACACCAACUCUUCGAGAUAGAUCCCUGAAAGAGGUCAGGUCUGACAUUCAAGAUUCUGGAGAAGCCAUGAGGGUUGAGGAGCAAGAACUAGAAAGGUGUGAACUAGAUGUUACUGUUAAGGAAAGAUUUGUGUCUAUAGAAGUGAAACCUAUUAGUGAGGAACUGACAGUGACACCAAGUCUUAUAGAUACACCCCUGAAACUUCUCAGGCCUAUUGUUUCGGGGGCUGGAGAAGCUGUGACGUUUGAGGAGCAAGGACCAGAGAAGUGCGAACCAGAAGCUACUGUUCAGGAGAAUUUGUUGACUGAAGAUGAAAAACCUGUUGGUGAAGAAGUGACAGCAAAGUCAAGCCUUAGAGAUAUACCACUGAGAGAGAUCAGGUCUGACAUCCCACUGUCCGGAGAAGACAGGAAGCUUGAUGAACAAGUUCCAGACAGAUGUGAACAAGAUGUUCCUGUCAAGGAAAAUUUGGUGCCUGAAGAAGACAAACCAAUUUGUGAGGAAGUGAUAGUGACGCCAAGUCUUAGAGAUAUACCCCUGAAAGAGGUCAGGGCGGAAGUUCCAGAGAUUGGAGAAGCCAUGAGCAUUGAGGAGCAAGGACCAGAGAAGUGUGAAUCAGAUUUUAUUAUUAAGAAAACGUUUGUGCGUGAAGAAGAAAAGCCCAUUUGUGAGGAAGUGACAGUUACACCGAGUUUUAGAGAUGCAACCCUGAAAGUUGUCAGUUCUGAUGUUGCGCGGUCCGGAUUUGCUGUGAAGGUUGAGGAGCAAGGAUCAGAGAGGUGUGACCCGGAAGUUACUCUUCAGGAGAAUUUGGAGACUGAAAAUGACAAACCCAUUUGUGGGGAACUGACAGUGUCACUAAGUAUUGGCGAUGAACCCCUGAAAGAGGAUUUUCCCAAGUUUGAAGAAGCUGCAAGGACUGAGGAGCAAGAACCAAAGUGGUGUGAACCAGAAUUUACUGUUGAGGAAAAGUUGGUACGUGAAGAAAACAAACUCAUUUGUGAGGAAGUGACAGUGACACCAAGUCGUGGAGACACACCCCUUAAAUAUGUUGCGGAGUCCCAAGAAAAUGUAAAGUUUGAAGAGCAAGGACUAAAGUUACCCAAAGAAGAAUGUACCCUAAGCGAAAAGUUGGUACCCAUCGAGAACAAACCCAAUUGUGAAGAAGUGAUAGUGACACCAAGUCUUCGAGAUACACCCCAGAAAGAUGUCAGAUCUGAUAUUCUGGAGUACAGAGAAGGUAUGAGGUUUGAGGAUCGAGGAGUAGGAAGGAAGCUGGUUAUCUCAAAAUUGCCCAACGUUUACCAAGUGAAAGCGGUACCAAUUGUCCCACCCAAGCCCCAACACUGUAAAUUGGUUGCCCGGAGUCUUCGACAACAGCAACAACAGCGAGAGAGGAGGGAUGCCGACACGCCAGAUGAUGUCGGUGCCACCUGCGGCAAGGACUCGCCCCGAAACAGCCCGCUCAGCAUGUGCUUCGACGAGGCUGUCGCUAUAGCUACUUUGAGGCGAGAAAAGGAGCGUGAAAGCGAGCGGGAACGGCAACGGGACAAGGGGGUUGAAUUCCAAUGACAUUUCAAAGUUGCAUUAUUCACAAAAGUUUUGGAUAUUGGCGUUUCGAGUGAAUUUUAGGAUGGACAAAUCAUGCACUUUGUACAACGUUUUUGAAUGCCCAUUCUAACUAUUCUUUAUACUGUUCUCUAACACAGAGCUAAAUGGCAAAAUUCAGCCCGAGUACAGUUUUACACAAACCUCAUGCUGGGAAUAAAACAUGAAAUCCCAAUCAUAAUUCAAACAGGAUAUGUACUUUUCCAGUACAUGUUAAAUAUAUCUUAAACUUACACCUUCGAGCAUCUAUAUUGGAAUCAUUCUGUGCAGUGUAUUUCUAUGGAAUACCCAUAGGCGGAGUUUGACUUUUGAGACAGGAGGGGCACAACAUGUUGAUGACCCCAAAACGCAGUGUCAACAAUAAAAUUAACUAACAAGAAUAUUUAUAAUAAUAAGAUUAUUUUAUUAUUGAUUAUGUUUACCAUCAUUCUUGAGGGGAAUUUUAAAUCAGGCUGCCUAGGACAGCUAUACUUUUCGCCAAGAUCAUCAUCCAUUGAAUAUGGUACGCCCGCCAGUGUCGUGCCAAUGUAGUUACCCUCGUCAAAUAUUGUAUGCCCUGGGCGGACCCGCUGUGCAGCACUGAUUUGCUUGAUUUCCAUGUUUUGAUGAUGUAGUUAUCUACGAGGUUUUAAAACAUGGCCCAUCCAUCUGUCGUAUAACGUAACAUACGUACUGAACGUAAAAAAAGGCAAAGUUUCACUCUUUUACUCGUAGAGUGACCUAUAACUGUUAUUACUGUAAUUCAAGUCCUGUAUGGAGUUUCUCCAGUUUAAUAAACGUUGAUGUCCAAAAUUUAUAACUGUGGUUCUUUUCUGGCUUCAAAUGACUUUUUUAAGUCGACAUAACUCAUAACUAAUAUGUGUGUGCGCUCCGGCGGACAGGGGACAGAAUUUUUGACGGGGGUAACUACAUUGGCAAGUCACUGGUGGUGGCUCUGUUGUAAAAUUAGCGUCUUUAGUGGGGCAAAUUGAAAGUCCGCUCACCAUUUCGAUGGUGGUCCCUAGCGUUUGAUGGUCCACAUUUUCAAUCCUUGGUUCUUGCUCAGUAGUUGUUGUCGCUUUUGAAAGUUUAGGUUUUAAAAAAUUCCGUAUAUCCAUCUUGCCUCUUUGGUCCUCAGGUGGUUUUGGCUAAGCAAAGCAAAUCACCGUCUAAGGUGCUUUUUUUUCUUCAUUUCAUUCAUUUUUGUUGUUUGUUUUACUGUUUUACAAGUUUUAUAGACAACAUUUUACCAGAAAAUUCUAAAUUUUAAAAUCAUACACAGUAUAGGAAAGUCAAUUACAUGCAAUGACAUUUUUCGGCCACCAGGGGGCCUGGCCCCCUUGCCCCCCCCACCCCUUAAA